Closterium sp. Naga37s-1 is the source of this 1155-nucleotide messenger RNA. NCBI's taxonomy places the organism in Eukaryota, Viridiplantae, Streptophyta, Zygnematophyceae, Desmidiales, Closteriaceae. The record is from the annotation of a GenBank genome assembly.
AUGUGUGCACUGCGUUAUGAUGGGUGCACUCUCCUCAAUGCGUACGUUCCCUCUCCCGUGGGAGGGAGUGCGUGCCGUGCCUUAUCCCGGUCCUCUCCUUCUCUCCCUCCAAACCUCUCCGCCCCACGUCUUCCUCCUUUUCCUCACCCUCCCUCCCUCCCUCCCUCCCCACCCUCCCUCUCGUCCGCCCACCCUCCCCCCCUCGCCUUGUUCGCGCCUCACUCAAUCUGGUCUAGCUCAUUCGCUUUAAUAGCUUCCACGACGCAUGCUGCCCUUUCUGCUUCUCCCUCUUCGCCCUCCCAUCUCUUCCCCCUCUUCCCUCGCUCCUUCGUUCUUCCAGCCCACUCGUCCCGUCUUCCUACUCUCUUCCCUCUUUCUCUCCCCACUGCUCCCAGCAUUCUCUCCCACUCUCCGCACCCGUCCCCCCCUUCCCCCCCCUCCUCCCCCUGUCCGCCGCCCAGCAAUCGCAGCGGUGGAGAGGCGGUGGGGUGGAGUACAGGAGCGGGGCGGGUGCCUGACUGGCCUCAUGAUCCCCCUCGUCCUAUCUCCCGUCACGCUUCCCAGGUGACUUUUGAGUCGACUCUUCAGUGGAGAGGCGCGGCAGCAGCGGGGGAGAGGCGGUGGGUGGAGUGCAGGAGCGGGGCGGACCCAACCAAGCUGCCAGUGGAAUGGGCCAGCUGGCUAUCCCGCUCCCGCCUCCAUGCCCCCACGCCUGAUGAAAUAGCAGCAUUGGCGCAGCACCGAGCGAUAGUGAAGCAACGAGCAAAGCUGUGGGAGCAGGAGGAGGAGCGGCGCCGGUUCAGGGAGAAGAGUAUACAGCAUGACAUGCAACGACAUGAGGGUGCAGGUGACACGAGGGUGCAGGACCUAGAUGCAGAGGGAGCAGCGCGCAUGACCCACUGCCUCUCCCAAGCCAUGCUGCACCGCAAGCAAGAAGGGGAGGUGCAGGGGGGGAAGGGAAUGGGGGUCCUACGGCAGGUGGGGGGGAGGGAAGUGAGACCGGUGGUGGUGUGGGUGUGGACGCUGGAAAAGGGGUCAGAGGAGGUGGAGGAGGAGGAAGAGAGGGAGCAGCAUCAGCAGGACGGGGAGGAGAGUAUAAGCCUGAGAUGUGGGUACCUCCUGGGUCUCACAGCCAGUCUUGAUACCAUGGGCUGA